Molecule: messenger RNA, 2185 nt
Organism: Cucurbitaria berberidis CBS 394.84
Lineage: Eukaryota; Fungi; Ascomycota; Dothideomycetes; Pleosporales; Cucurbitariaceae
Product: GMC oxidoreductase
Exons: 2
Coding region: 60-2072 (670 amino acids)
Molecular function (GO): oxidoreductase activity, acting on CH-OH group of donors; flavin adenine dinucleotide binding
Source: RefSeq, a predicted model, not a curated record
AUGCCAUGUUCAUGCAGUUGUAGGAGUCGAUAAUUUUUGUUGCUCGCCAAUUGCCUAUCAUGAAGCUUCAUCACUUUAUCCUACCCACCAUCGCCUUCGCAUCACCCCUGAACUCCGCUUGCACAUCUCCCCAAGCCCUCGCAAACUCAACCAACACCUACGAUUACAUCGUAACUGGGUCUGGUCCAGGUGGCGGAACUAUCUCCACGAACCUCGCCCGUGCCGGCUACUCCGUCCUCCUUAUCGAAGCCGGCGACGAUGAAAGUGCUGAUAUCACGACACAAGUCCACUCUCUCGGCGGCCUGGGUAGUAGCCCAAGUCUGGCUUGGCACUUCUUUGUAAGACAUAGCGAUGACGAGGAGCGCAUGAAGCGGUAUAACCUACUUGUGUGGAAGUUGAUCAAUGGAGAAUACUGGGUUGGGAGGGAUCCGACGGUUGAAGGACAUCAAGGUGCGACGAGGCUAGGUGUCUUCUAUCCGAGAGGUGCGACCUUGGGUGGGAGUGCUAUUGUCAAUGCUGCGGUGACGCUUCUGCCAAGUGAUAGUGACUGGGAUUACUUCGACAAGGGCGUUGGCGAUGGCAUUUGGAGUGGAAAGGAAAUGCGCCGCAUCUUCGAGCGAAUCGAGCAUAACAACUACCUCAAACCUGGAACCCCAGGUCAUGGUUUUAGCGGAUGGCUGCAGACAAACAUUGCUGAUCGCACUGUGUAUGCUGCUGUUUCUCUGCGUUUCAAAGUAUUCCAGGCGGCUUUGAAGCUUAUCGGUCGGGACCCCGAGCAAGUUCUUGAAUACUUGACCGGUGAUGGAAACUAUCUCGACCCGAAGCGCGACCAGACAGAAGGACUCUGGGGUCUUCCCUUCCAUGUUACGUCAAACUGGAAGCGAUUCAGUCCUCGUGACAACAUCCUGGAGACGCUUAGUUUGACGAAUGCGAACGGAACACAAAAGUACCCACUUCAUCUUCAGCUCAAUUCGUUGGCUACGAAGGUGCUAUUUGAUGAGUGUGGCGGCAACGGCACGAAGCCUAAAGCCGUUGGUGUCGAAUACUUACAUGGAAAGUCUGUAUACAGAGGCGACGCGCGCCACAACUCCACGAUCAAGGGAAGUAUCGGCCGGGCAUUUGCGCGCAAGGAAGUCAUUGUGGCAGGUGGCACUUUCAGCUCGCCACAGCUUUUGCAACUUUCAGGCAUUGGACCGAAAGCCCUACUGGAGAAGUUCGAUAUCCAUGUAAUCAAGGAUCUCCCAGGUGUUGGCCGCAACUUACAAGACAAUUACGAGUUACCAAUAUACGGGCACGCCAAAGUAGACCUGAGCGAGACGGUUGAUCCAAAUGCGCCACAAUGCACUCGCGGUGCACCUGGAGAUCCUUGCCUUGACCUGUGGCGGAAAGGGGAGGGUCCAUAUUCCCGUGGCGGCACGGGUGGUAACAUAGUCCUCUUGAAGACCAAAUAUGCUGUCGAAGAAGAGAGGGAUAUGCUGCUAUUCUCAACCGGCAACUUCGUCCUGAGAGGCUUCCAGCCGGAUACCAAUCAAAACCGCACUCUCGAUCCUCCGAAUACAUUCUCUUGGUCGACAGUCAAGAUACAUCCACAGAACACUGCUGGUCUGAUUCAAAUCAAGUCCGCUGAUCCUCAGGACACACCGGAUGUCAACCUCAACUACUUCGUUGAAGGUGCUGACACGGAUCUUGGUUCGAUACUGGAGACGAUUGCAUUUGCCCGUAAAGCAUAUAAGAGCACCGAGGCUCCCGUUGGACCUCUCUUGCCUGUAUCACCCCCUUGUCCAGCCACUGAUAUAUUAGAGAACGGAUUCUGCCGAGAUGUAGAAAUCGAUAAACAAUGGAUCGAGGAUCAGGCUUUCGGUCAUCAUCCUACAAGUACCAACUCGGUUGGACCGGACUCUAAUCCAUUGGCAGUGUUAGACACCAGGCUUCGGGUUCGAGGAGUUGAGCGUUUGAGGGUCGUGGAUGCUUCGGCUUUCCCCCGCGUACCUGGAGCAUUUCCUGUCGUUGCGACUUUUAUGCUGUCUGAGAAGGCCACGGAGUUGGUCUUGGAGGAUGCGAAGAAACUGUAGGGCAAAGGGCAGUCAAUUUGAAGUCUCAAGAACAAAAUAGAAUGUCUUGUUGUAUACUCCAACAACUACGUGACAGGUUCAGCUCAGCCGCACCCACACCUGCAGCCUUGCCA